Messenger RNA from Guyanagaster necrorhizus, 1717 nucleotides. RefSeq lists its product as uncharacterized. Lineage: Eukaryota; Fungi; Basidiomycota; Agaricomycetes; Agaricales; Physalacriaceae. The coding region runs from base 422 to 1390 and encodes 322 amino acids. The record is from RefSeq and is a predicted model, not a curated record. The transcript has 5 exons.
GUUGUUUCCUAACAGAAGAUGUCAUGCUCAAGCGGCCACCAUUCUAAGUGAGGAUCAGGAUGAUGAUCAUGGUGGUAGUGAAGUUCAUGUUCAAUUUGGCUGAUCGCCGACUCUGCGGCAUUGGCCUUGUCGUGCCGGAAACCCGAGCUCUUCCUGUCUACGACUCGUCUAUGCCGUGCACACGCUUGGAUAAGGCUAUGCAUUCGCCGUGUCAAUCUACGUCUACUAUUCUGCGUUCUCAGGCUAUGAUAGCAGUCCUUCUGGUCUGUCAGAUUGCAAUGAUUACUAGCGAUCAUUAUCAUCAACACUGAGACCGAGUAAUUGGAACAACAAAGUUUUGUAUGGCUACUAUGUCGACCCAUCUUCAUCCAGAAAUGGAUUGUAAUGAAACACUAUCUGUGCUUGCUCUCCCUUCCAUUCCAUGAUGCAGCCACUCUGGCAACAUGUUCUCCUCGGCUUUCUUUUGCUUGAGUCCUCAGCGCAAGGGAAGCUUGUCAACGUAACCAUCGACGAUCAAAGUCCUUCCUUGUUUUACUCUCCUGACAAUGGAUGGACCAACAGCCUAUUACAAUGUACAGGUUGUACUGCACACCCUAAUGCCUCAAGAGCAAUUGACGGAACAUGGCAUGAUUCUACACACGAUGCGGAUGUUGAAGGUCAAGUUAGUCCCAAUCAGAUAUACAACGUAUCCACCUCGUUUAACGGCACAGCCAUCUAUGUGAAAUGCAUACUCGCCGAAACCACUUCUUCACCCGACGGGGACUCAGACAUGAGCUUCUACAUUGACGACAAUCUCGUUGGCCAGUUCACAAAGGCAGCUCCCGGAAAUCCAGUUUACGAUUAUAAUGUUACCGUGUAUUCCAACACUUCUAUUCCUGCUGGUCAGCACAGAUUCACACUUCAGAACGGACACGUUGGCGGAAUAAAAUCCUUAGCCCUUUUCGACGCUUUCGUGUAUUCCUACGAUGAUGGUCAAUUGGAUCAUAACCAAACCGGGCCUACCACGGACACUGGCAUGCCAUCCAAGGGCCCGAACGUAAGCGCCAUAGUCGGAUUCUCUGUUGCAGGGUCUCUCGUCCUGGUUUUAGGCAUCUUUACCUUUCUUCUAUUCCGGCUGCGAAGAAGACAAAGGUUGAAGUCUAACACAGAGUCCACCGCAGAAGUUCCCGGCAACAACCAGACUGUGCACAGCGACUCCGCGAUAAUGCCAUUCCUUCUGGGCGGUCAUCAUACACAAUCAUCAAUUACCGCUGCAUCUUCCAUCAAUAGGUGCGGCUCCCGACACACGAAGAUUACUCAGAGCCAGUGCAAGGACAGAAGCAUCACUCAAGCGUCCCAUCUGGCUGCUGGUCCUUCAGAAUAUGGGGAAGCCCCACCGUCAUAUUACUAGAUCCCCAGACCAGGGGAGCUCAAAUUGAUCUCGCGCGCUGAUAAUAUUGUCAUUUCUUCUUCAUCUCACCUUCAUCAUUGCUUGUACACAUGUGUCGGGACUCAGCUAUUUUUCCUUGACCAGAUGUUGUUUUUCUUCACCCUUAUAGGCUACCCCUUUUGGGUAACCUAAAUGUUGAGCAGUGGACCUGGGAGCUUGGGAGGACACAGUGGUGAGAGUGCGUGGCGAUAUGAGCACAGGGAGGAUCAGACUGUAAGGACAAAAUAAAAUGUAUAUCUUAGCGGAUGGUAGGUCGCUGAGAUAGGUAUGUAUGGUACCUGUAAGGAC